This is a messenger RNA of Melanotaenia boesemani (Boeseman's rainbowfish), 970 nucleotides long. Its product is annotated as wiskott-Aldrich syndrome protein homolog 1-like. The coding region runs from base 58 to 876 and encodes 272 amino acids. Lineage: Eukaryota; Metazoa; Chordata; Actinopteri; Atheriniformes; Melanotaeniidae. The transcript is spliced from 17 exons. The record is from RefSeq and is a predicted model, not a curated record.
UCUGAAUUCACACAUUAACCUCGGCUGUUUGUGGAAAACCAUACUCUAGUUGUCACGAUGAAGAUCGCCUUUCUCCUGAUUCUGGCUGUAGCAGCAGUGGCAGUAAGAGCAGGAAGACAUCAGCAUCAUGACCACGAUGAUGAUCGAAACUCCAAUGGGACCAGACCAAUCAGACCCCAUGGAGAAGGAAACUCCAAUGGGACCAGACCAAUCAGACCCAUCAGACCCAAUGGAAACUCCAAUGGGACCAAACCAAUCAGACCCCAUGGAGAAGGAAACUCCAAUGGGACCAGACCAAUCAGACCCAUCAGACCCAAUGAAACCCAUCAUGACAAGGAGGCUAAACGACCUAAACGUUGGAGCGGGACCAGCUUCUUUGAUUUCCUCCGUGGUAAAGGUAGUAAAGGAAGUCCUUUGGAGACCAAACCGACCAGACCCAGUGAAGGAGGAAGUCCUUUGGAGACCAAACCAACCAGACCCAGUGAAGGAGGAAACUCCAAUUGGACCAAACCAACCAGACCCAGUGUAGGAGAUGGAUUUGGGUUCAACCUGGAAGAUGCUCUUCAUCCAGGUCCUCAAUCUUCCAAGCCCUAUGCAGGAAAGGACACUGGAUUCAAACUGGAAGACGCUCUUCGUCCAGCGGCAAAACCCACGGAUAAACCCAGUGGAGGAGACUGCCCGGCCAGUGUGGUCCAGAAGCUGAGCACACUCAUCGAGAACCAGAACCAGCAGCUGCGUCUGCUGGGGCUGCUGCUGGCUCGCACUUCCCCACCCGCCACUUCCCCACCUCCCACUUCCACAUCCCCCACUUCCACAUCCCCCACUUCCACAUCCCCCACUUCCACAUCCCCCACUUCCACAGUUGCUUUGGCAUGAAAGUGACAUCUUCGACAAGAAGAUCCCCUGCAGGAUGACGCUGAUGAAGAUACCAUCCUCAUUUUUUUCUUGAUAAGUUUAGAAGCAUAUAGGG